CCACGAGGAAAGAAAAUAGGAUAUGAAAAGAGGCUUAUGCUAAGAGACCGUGAGGUGCAAGGUCGAAUAUGAGAGAUUGGUUGAACGGGGCACUUUGCGUGGUAAUAGCUGGUCGGCAAUAGUACUAUGAUUUGGUAUGUGGCCACUCUGAUAGCAAGUGUAUUCAGCACCAGAGGAACGGCCGCUCAAGGUGCCCACGGAGUGAGAGAGGAGCCCAGGUUUGUGACGGCGCGCGCUGGAGAGAGCGUGAUCCUGGGGUGUGACGUGUCCCCUCCCCUGGACGGCCAGCAGCCCCCCUAUGUGGUGGAGUGGUUCAAGUUUGGAGUGCCUAUUCCCUUCUUCAUCAACUUCCGCUUCUACCCUCCUCAUGUGGAUCCAGAGUACAACGGUAGAGCCUCUCUGCAUGGGAAGGCCUCCCUGCAGAUUGAUCCAGUGCGCUCCGAGGACCAGGGCUGGUAUGAGUGCAGGGUCCUGAUGCUGGAGCAACAGUACGACACCUUCCACAACGGCAGCUGGGUGCAUCUGACAGUCAAUGCCCCACCUUCAUUUACAGCAACGCCGCCACAGUAUGUGGAGGCGAAGGAAGGGGGAAGCACUCUGCUUAGCUGCUCUGCCCAGGGAAAUCCAAAACCAAUGAUCAGCUGGCUGAGAGAGGGGGAGGAGCUCGCAACCAACGCAAAAUAUUCAGUCCACGAUGGCAGUCUAACCAUCCUUGGCAUCACUAGAGAUGACAGAGGGGCGUACACAUGCCGAGCCUACAGUGACCAGGGAGAGGUGCUCCACACUACCCGUCUGUUGGUUCAAGGGCCUCCAUACAUCGUGUCACCACCAGAAAACGUCACUGUAAACAUAUCCCAGAAUGCACUCUUCACCUGCCAAGCGGAGGCGUAUCCUGGCAACCUGACCUACACCUGGUUUUGGGAAGAGGAUAACGUCUACUUCAAGAAUGAUCUGAAGCUCCGAGUGCGCAUUCUCAUCGACGGCACCCUUAUCAUCUUCCGGGUCAAGCCGGAGGAUGCUGGGAAAUACACCUGCAGUCCGAGCAACAGCCUCGGCAUCUCGCCCUCAGCAUCAGCCUACCUGACUGUUCAGUACCCUGCCCGGGUGAUCAACAUGCCCCCGGUCAUCUACGUCCCACGGAAACUGCCAGGCAUCAUCCGCUGCCCGGUGGACGCCAACCCUCCUGUGACAUCAGUAAAGUGGGAGAAAGACGGCUAUCCUCUCCGAGUGGAGAAGUACCCCGGUUGGAGCCUGAUGCCAGAUGGAAGUAUCCGGGUGGCGGAGGCCACAGAAGACUCCCUGGGCACCUACACCUGUGUGCCUUACAACGCCCUGGGUACCAUGGGCAUGUCCCCCCCUGCCACUUUGGUGCUAAAGGAUCCCCCUUAUUUUAAUGUGAGGCCUGGGGGGGAGUACCGUCAGGAGGCUGGGAGAGAGCUAGUAAUCCCCUGUGCUGCUUCUGGAGACCCUGAUAUACCAACCAUCACCUGGAGAAAGGUGGGGAAGCCAAGCAGGAGUAAACACAACAUCCUACCCAGUGGCAGCUUACAGUUUCUGUCCCUCAGCAAGGAAGACCAUGGAGAAUGGGAGUGUGUAGCCACCAAUGUGGUCACAAGCAUCACUGCCAGCACGCGUAUCCUAGUCAUCGGCACCAGCCCACACGCUCCUGGCAAUAUCCAUGUAUUGCCCUCAACAACCUCUGCUAAUGUGUCCUGGGAACCAGGUUACGAUGGCGGCUUCGAACAGACCUUCUCUGUGUGGUACGGUCCAGUGUCAAAGAGAAUCGACUUCGGUCCUCACGACUGGCACUCGAUGCCAGUUUCUGGUGCUCAGACCUGGUUGGUGGUGCCAGGGCUGGAGCCUGGGACGGAGUACCAGUUCAGUGUGUUGGCGCAAAACAAACUGGGCACGGGCCCAUUCAGCGAAGUUGUGACAGUCAACACUGCAGGCUCUCCUCUGGGUACCCCAGAACCACUGGUGCUUCUUACUCCACCACGGUGCCUCACAGCCAAUCGCACGCAGCACGGUGUCCUCCUCACAUGGCUCCCUCCAGCCAACCACUCCUCACCCAUCGACCGAUACAUCAUGGAGUUCCGCCUCGGGGAGAGGUGGGAGGUUCUGGAUGACCUGAUCUCAUCCACUGAGACCGAGCUCAUAGCCAGAGACCUCGUUCAGGAGUCCUGGUAUGAGUUUCGAGUGAUGGCUGUCAUGGAUGACCUGAUCAGUGAGAGCAGCAAUGUCGUGGGAGUAUCUAGCACGGAUCCCUUCCCUCCUGCGGAGUUGCCUGAGGAGGGGCUGGCGCGGCCUGUGGUGGCAGGUGUCGUGGCAACUAUCUGUUUUCUGGCAGCGGCGGUACUGUUCAGCACUCUAGCAGCUUGCUUUGUCAAUAAACAACACCGUCGCAAACUCAAGCGUAAACCAGAUCCUCCCUUGUCGGUGACACACUUCAGGAAAAGCAUUGAGUCACCGCCUCCUCUCACCCCCUUGCCAGGGGUAGAGCCCUGCUGGGACGAGCCUGCCAGGAGCAGUUUCUUGCCCCCGCCCGCCAGCCCCCUGUUAUCGUCGGGGAAGAUAAGUCCAGAGAGCUCCCCUCCAUCACGGCCGCGCUCUCUUUCUUCAGAGGGUUCCCACGGUCCGGGCCUGUAUGUCAGGAAGCUGCCCAGCCCUCAGAGAGAAAAAGACAAAGAGCUCUCCUUCUACAAGAAAACCAAGCGUGCCAUAGUCAGCAAGAAAUACAGUGUGUCCAAGCAUGAAGCAGAGGUCACCACGCCUAUUGAGCUGAUAAGCCGUGGCCCUGAUGGCCGCUUCGUCAUGGAGAGCAGCCCACCGCCCCGCCGCAUCCAGGGCUUCCCCUUCGCAGAGGAGUCUGACAUGUACCCUGAGUUCCGGCAGUCUGAUGAGGAGAAUGAUUUUGACCCCGGGCCUCUGCCGCCCAUCAUGCCCACGCUGCGGCCUCAGCUCUCCCCAACGUCCUCCAGCCUGGAGUCAACGCAGCCCCCCACCUACAGCCCCCGCCUACACAGGCCCAUGGAAGGUAUGAGCUUUGCAGAGGGCAGUGCACUUCACGCCUCAGGGCAGGCCCCGGCCUCCCGCUACAGGGGCUUUCCCCAGGGCCCAUUCUAUGGGUAUCUAGGCAGCCGUGCUGAAUCAGGGAUUCCACCACCAUUCUACAUGCCUGACAUCAGCCCGCGUAGCUCCGCUCUGUCCUCCCCCCCAGGCAUGGCCGAGGGGCCCUUUGGUUACCCCUCCAUCCCCGAGGAAAGUGGAGAGAUGGAGCACCAUCAGUACACUGCCUCUGGCCAUUCUCUGUCUCACACACACAGCCCUCCUCCUCACUCACCUGAAAGCUGGCAGCCUCAUGAGCUACCCUUCCUGGGUCUAGAGGGUCCACGGUUCAUAUACCCACCUCACCAUCCCUUACAUCAUCCCCAGGACCUUCCCGAUCCACCCCCAUACCCUCCUCACUCUCUACCCCCCAGUCGCCUGCACCUCCCUUCCCUAAAGGAUCCAACAAGCCCUGGACUCCUGCAGCUGGAGGUCCCUGUGGCUCCCCCAGGCAGAGACAGGCCCCCGGGGCCUCCGGUUAGGCGUUUAGCUAUGCAACAGGCCCAAAGUCUCGGCCAGCUCAGACACACGGCCCACGGUGUGGGUGUACCAGUGUUGCCUUACCCUGACCCGGCAGCCCGUGCAGGGAGCCCAAGCACAGCCCCCAGUAGUAGUCCUCAGUCCUGGCUCAGCCCGAGGGCGGGGCGCCGGGCAGACCCCAGCCUACCCCCGCUAGUACUCCAGCCCUCCCGCCUCUCUCCACUCUCCCAAAGCCCCCUUAGCACCCAGCCAGGUUCUCCAGAUAUUCUAGUGCGGCCCCCUCCGCGCCCCAGCAUCCUCCGCACCUCUCGGUCUCUGGAGAUGCCUGAGAUCACCCUGCAGCCCUCGGCCACUGUCAGUUUCUCCCGGAGGUCCUCCCUGACCGCCUCUCCCACUCAGAGCCAGGGCACCACGCAACCCAGCCCCAGUUACCACGCCCACAUGUCCUAUGCCUCCACUGCAGCCAGUUAUCCCUCCCAGUCCCCCUCUCCCCCUCCGGAGGGCAGGGAUGUUUUCGGGCAGAGGCCAUCCCAGAGAAGGACAGAGGAGGAGAUGCUACCCUCAGAGCCCUCCCAGCUCCAGAUAUCAGCCUCAGGGGAACCUCUAGGUGCGUCUAGUGAUCCUGCCGGGUCUGAGAGCUUACCAGCACUGCUACACCACUGUAUUACUAAAGCCAAGGGAGUGGCUGCCAACAACAAUAACAACACAACCUCCAGACAGAGAACAGGUGUUUCUCCCUCUCAGACCCAGCAGCAAUCUCAGACACCCCAAGAGGGAAAGGAUCUCAACUUCCACAGAAAGAGGAAAAGGCAAAACAAGAAGAACCCCUAUCUCUAUUUGACCUCCUUCCUGCACCGCAGGCAGUCUGAGGAGGACCAGACAGGCAUUCUGGCCAGUGCAGACUCUGAGGGCCCAAAUUAUGGGACUCUACGCUGACCGGUGAGCCCA
This is a messenger RNA of Toxotes jaculatrix (banded archerfish), 4533 nucleotides long. RefSeq names its product immunoglobulin superfamily, member 9Ba (gene igsf9ba). NCBI's taxonomy places the organism in Eukaryota, Metazoa, Chordata, Actinopteri, Toxotidae. Gene Ontology annotation, molecular function: protein binding. The record is from RefSeq and is a predicted model, not a curated record. Gene Ontology annotation, biological process: cell-cell adhesion. The transcript is spliced from 21 exons. Bases 127 to 4521 code for a protein of 1464 amino acids.